Diaporthe batatas is the source of this 1324-nucleotide messenger RNA. RefSeq lists its product as uncharacterized. The coding region runs from base 114 to 1121 and encodes 335 amino acids. The record is from RefSeq and is a predicted model, not a curated record. NCBI's taxonomy places the organism in Eukaryota, Fungi, Ascomycota, Sordariomycetes, Diaporthales, Diaporthaceae. The transcript has 4 exons. Gene Ontology annotation, cellular component: plasma membrane; fungal-type vacuole.
CUGUCUUUCGCCCACGUUUCUCUUCUUUUUUUUAUCGUUUUCGUUAAAGUGCGUUAUUUCUCUCAGCUGUUCACUAGGUCCUGCCAUAUACUCACCCCAAGUGCCAUUGGGCCAUGUCGACCAUCUGUAAUGUCAAGGCAACUACCUUGGGGUAUGCCCCUAAUGAAGCGGCCAGUUACAUUUUCACUAUUGGAUUCGGCUUGUGCGGCAUCGUCACCACCUUCUUGGGGGUGAAAAGGCGCACAUGGGCUUUCUCGACGCCCAUUGCUGCCGGCAGUUUUCUGGAAUGUGCAGGUUACGCUGCACGUAUCGCAAUGCAUUUCAACCCAUGCAACUCCGAUGCCUUUAGGCUGCAGAUCGUUGCCAUCAUCCUCGGUGCCACCAUCAUCUGCGUGGGAUUGUACCUGACGCUGAAGGACUUCAUAAAUGCGCUUGACCCAUCCCUAUCGCGCAUGAGGCCACGAUGGUACCCUAUCAUUUUCGUUCCAGCAGAUGUAUCGUGCCUCGUUGUGCAGGCGAUCGGGGGUGCUCUGGCAGCUUCUGCCGGAGGUGGCCGAUCGUCUGGAAACACGAUCCGUCCCCCAAACAUGUCUCUGAUGAACGCAGGGAAUAAUACCAUCGUCGUAGGGAUCUGCCUUCAGGUUGUUGUGCUUAUCUGUUUCGGUCUCGUAGCCGGCGAUUUUGUGUUAAGGGCAAGGAAAUCGGCGCAAUCACCAGAGUCAAUUGUUCGACCUGACGCGAUAUGGACGCAGCGGCGAUUCAAGACUUUCAUCUUCGCCAUCACUGGAGCCUACACGGCCAUACUUAUCCGGUGUAUCUACCGCAUUGCAGAGAUGGCAGGAGGCUGGGGGAACGAAAUAAUGCAAGACGAGCCCACUUUCUCAGUCUUUGAAUCUCUCAUGAUCCUGAUUGCCUGCAUACUACUGUCCGUCUUUCCUCCAAGCGGUAUCCUGCCUCUUAUUUCGACUCCACAAGACGGAAAUAUGAGCAGCUCAAACCUAGCAAUGAGGGUUGAGGGGACAAACCAGACUAUCGGAAUGGGCUCAGUUAACCCAUCAACUAGCGAGUCCUGGAACGGAAUUGGAAAGAACGAUCAAAACGGUCAAGCGGCUUCUCAUUAACUGGCCACUCGAUAGUCCGCUAUGAGUGGUAGCGGCAACACCGGUUCAGUUCCUUGAUGUGAACAAAACAGUGAAUGCUAUUUGUAGCAUUCACCAAUCAAAGGAGAAGGGGGUCGGUCCCAAAAUCGUCACACAAUGUAUUCAUAAAUUGAUAUCAAGUCCACGGGAGAGUGAGCGGGCUAAAUGGAUGAUAUAAAGAUAAA